UUAUAGUCACCAAUAUUGCAUGAAUCUUGUCUCACACUCAUCUUCUUCCCCCAACCUUCUCAUAUUUCCUCUCUCUCUCCAAUGGCUUCCUCAUUCAAGUCCUCACUUCCAUUCAGCGCCACCGACCGUCUGAGCUCUGUUCCUACCACCCACCACUACCACCACCGUACCUCCGGUGAGGUCCAUCUCAUUCUCGGUCCUAUGUUCGCCGGGAAAACAACAUCCCUCCUCCGCCGAAUUAAGUCCGAAAGCAACAACGGCAGGAGUGUGGCGGUCAUAAAAUCUAGCAAGGAUAAUAGAUAUGCGGUCGAUUCCAUUGUUACCCAUGACGGUGCAAAAUUCCCAUGUUGGGCUCUGCCGGAUCUGUCAUCGUUUAGACAAAAAUUUGGAGAAGAGGCUUAUGGGAAGUUGGAUGUGAUCGGUAUCGACGAAGCUCAAUUCUUUGAAGAUCUUUACGAUUUCUGCUGCAAAGCUGCUGAUCAAGAUGGGAAAACUGUAAUUGUUGCAGGCCUCGAUGGCGAUUAUCUGAGGAGGAGCUUUGGUUCGGUGCUUGAUGUUGUACCUCUUGCUGAUACGGUGACCAAGUUGACGGCUCGGUGCGAGCUCUGCGGCAAGAGGGCCUUCUUUACCCUGAGGAAGACAGAGGACAAGCAGACUGAAUUGAUUGCCGGAUCUGAUGUCUACAUGCCUGUUUGCCGCCCCCACUAUGUUAAUGGACAAGUUGUCAUUGAAGCAGCAAGAAGUGUUAUAGACUCCCAUAAAGUAAAGACUAUAAAGAACGAAACAUUUUCAGAAGUAGCUUCAGUUGUUUAGAAACCAAAAAAAAAAAAGCCUUAUUUAGAGCUUGAUCUGAUCAUUAUGGCUGGACUUGAUGUGUAUCCGAAUCAAGUUGUUUUAGGUCUACAGUGGGCCUUCAUGAUUUGAUAUGUUUUCUGAUGUAACUUUCCUUAUCAUGUAUAUAUUGGAGUUUUCUUUCAGAAAACUCAUGAAUUGUUCUUUUAUUGGAAUAAACCAUAUAUGCUUUUCUCAUUGGUUUUCA
This is a messenger RNA of Ziziphus jujuba (common jujube), 1039 nucleotides long. RefSeq names its product thymidine kinase a. Gene Ontology annotation, biological process: thymidine metabolic process. Bases 82 to 813 code for a protein of 243 amino acids. Gene Ontology annotation, molecular function: ATP binding; thymidine kinase activity. The record is from RefSeq and is a predicted model, not a curated record. The transcript is spliced from 4 exons. Lineage: Eukaryota; Viridiplantae; Streptophyta; Magnoliopsida; Rosales; Rhamnaceae.